UCUCUCUCUCUUUCUCUUUCUCUCCCUCUCUCUCCCUCUCUCUCCCUCCACCCCCCUCCUGCUGGACUCUGAGUACAAAGCUGCCCUUUGAAUGGGUUGCCUCAGGGCUGUUGGAGGUGCAAGCAUGAAAAAAAAAAAUCCAACUGAGGCUGCAGGAAGAGGGGCGGCCGUUUAAGAUGGCUGUCAGCAUCGAGGUGUGUUAAAGAGUCGCUUGGGGAGAAAGCUUGGCUUUUUUGGAGUGUGUGUGGGGGAGACUUUGGGGGGGGGGAACUUUUCUCCUCCUCCCUUCUCUCCCCACCCAGAGGCAACUGCUUUCUUCAGUUACACGGACUGAGGGGGUACCCCCCCCCCAUUCAGCUCUAUAUGGAGAGCCUGGAGGAAAACCCCCUUUAGCCAGUAUGCGAGCGGGAAGGUCAAAGGCAAAGAGAAAGUUAAUAAUGCCUGCUAAUGGUGCUAACAAUUCAGGAUGAAUCUUGUCAAAAGUUUUUUCUGGAAGUGUGGGUCUUUGAUUGUGUUUCCCGAAAGCAAGACCAAUCAUUUCCGUUUAUUCACUGGCUAAACCCCUACUUGAUUGGGGACAAGGACAGAAACCAUCCAUUACGAUCUGAUAUAUUAUCCAAACAAUUUAGUGUAUUCAUGAGGUAACUGAAACGUGGGGGCUGCGAAAUUACCCGUAAUCAAUUGCAACAGCGAGUGUGCGUCCCCCGGGUGUCGGACAACCACAACUCGGCCGUCUCAGUAACAGGCGGAGCCGCAGCGUUUUGGAGUUGCGCUGUUCGCUACCUGAUCGCCAGGCUGGGGACACUGGACGUGCUCAGAGAACGCGAGCGCUGACGAGGCGGCCUCGCCACUGCUCCACCGGGAUCCUGGACCAGACCUGCCGCCUCUCUACUAGCGCGCCACUCUCCUGUCGCCGCUGACCUCCGCGGCCGCCGAAGCCACCCCGCGGGGACAUUCAUUCUCGCGGGCGACGGAGCUUAGGGGCUGCGUUGUAGGGGUUUUGUCCCCCUCUGCCUCUUUUUUUUUUUCCUACCCCCUCUCCCUUUUCUUCUUUUCUGUGUUGUUUUGCCUAUGUUCCAGAAAACAGACAAAAUGGACGUCCGGUGCCACUCGGACACCGAGGCCGCCAGGGUCUCGAAGAACGC
This is a messenger RNA of Cricetulus griseus (Chinese hamster), 1145 nucleotides long. Lineage: Eukaryota; Metazoa; Chordata; Mammalia; Rodentia; Cricetidae. The record is from RefSeq and is a predicted model, not a curated record.